AUGGCUGAGCUCGGCCCACUUUGUUCCCCACGGGAACGCACUGUUACCGAACUUGCACGAAUGCUCGAUGAGGAUCGAGUCAUACAUGUGAGAGGCACGCCUGCUUCUGGAAAAAGUACCCUGGCCAAUCUACUCGCUCGCAAUUACCGCCAGAAGAAAAUCCCGGUCAUCGCGUUUAACUGCUGGAGAGAUACUUGGGAUUACAGGCAAAAGAUUACCGAGCAAGCAAGUCUCCGAGGCUACGAGCAGUUUGAUGAUUACGAAUUUGUCAACCAUGGUGACUAUGUCCUCAUCUUUGACGAAGGACAGAUGACUUACGGCGAUGAUGCUUUGUGGAUUGGUCUGAUCAAAAACCAGAGUGGAUCACGAUAUCAUGGACCAAGGAUCUGUCUGUUCUCAUCAUAUGGGAGUGCUACAGAGGGACCGGAUAUAGACGUACUGGAUUCAGUGUACAGAAGGGCCAGUCCUUUGGCAUACCUCGGGGCACAGCAAAGAGUAUCAAUUACACCAUCAUCGAUCAAAUUCUCUCCAAAAAUCGCCCUGUUUUACAACUUGGAGGAGUUUGAAGAAAUUGUUGGACUCUUCUGCAGCCAAAAGAGUGGAUUCCCACAGCUCCGACUGGACGAAACGGCGCGUGAGUACAUCUAUGAUAUCAGCAAUGGCCACCCCGGUGCAGAAUACCAUAGUGACCUGAAGCACCAAGAUCUCGUGAUUGAUGACACUAUGGUCAUCAACAGUCUAGAUGAUGAAGGAAAGGCGUUUAACCAUAUCAAACCCCUCCCAAUUAGCCGCUCGUUCCCUGUGGCGAACAUACAAAAAGUCUCCUCCGAGGCUGCAGACAUCCUUCGUAAGGCUUUAUCAGAGGGAAAUGUGGAGCGUGAUUUGAAUAACCCAGGAUUAAGGCAAUGCUACGAAAAAGGUUGGCUUCAUUCAGAGCCAUUGGAUUGUGAUGCGGGGGACACAGUCUGUGUGUUCCCCACGAGACUACAUGCAAACGGGAUCGGACAUUUUGGCAAUGCAGCCAUUAUCCGACUAUAUGAAGCAACAUAUCAAGAUGAGUUUUACCGUGCGGCACACCAGGUCCUCGGCUACUCUAUGAACGUGACUAGCGAGUGGUCUUCAAAGGGCAAAAGCCGCAUCGACUUUCGGUUUGCUCAAGUCGCAUGGGGCGUCGAGUUGUUGAGAGAGGGAGACCAAAUUCAGGAGCACUGUCAGCGAUUCUAUCCUGGAGGAACUUACGCACCUUGGAUUGCUGAAGGAUCAAUUAAAGAUUGGCUAGUCAUCGACUGUCGAACAACACGACCAAACCCUAAUGGUGAGAACCGGAACAGCCCAUAA
This is a messenger RNA of Penicillium taxi, 1338 nucleotides long. Its product is annotated as ATP-binding protein. The coding region runs from base 1 to 1338 and encodes 445 amino acids. The transcript is spliced from 4 exons. The record is from RefSeq and is a predicted model, not a curated record. NCBI's taxonomy places the organism in Eukaryota, Fungi, Ascomycota, Eurotiomycetes, Eurotiales, Aspergillaceae.